Messenger RNA from Syngnathus acus (greater pipefish), 1761 nucleotides. RefSeq names its product creatine kinase, testis isozyme-like. Gene Ontology annotation, biological process: phosphocreatine biosynthetic process. Gene Ontology annotation, molecular function: creatine kinase activity. Lineage: Eukaryota; Metazoa; Chordata; Actinopteri; Syngnathiformes; Syngnathidae. The transcript is spliced from 8 exons. The record is from RefSeq and is a predicted model, not a curated record. Bases 508 to 1638 code for a protein of 376 amino acids.
ACUGCCGCAAGAGGGCGACAUUGUAUUGACCUUUCCUCAUUUAUUGUCAAUAAAUGAGGCAUGCGGCGAUUAGUCUGGGGUCGAAGAACCCCAGAAGAACCCUAACCUAAUAUUUACAAAAUAGAAACGUAUGGGGGCAGAUUAUUAUUUGACAAAACCCCUUUAAACAAACCAUGUCAAAUGUGCGCUUGCAUGCGCGACGAGCGUGACGUCACGCAGGAGAGUCAUUCAAUGAAAUGAAUAAAUAAACCCGAACGUCACGCAAGUACGUUUGGAGAAAAGCACCGCACAAAACUCGUUGCGUUGCGCUCGUCACCUUUGAGAGCCUUUGUCACGUCACGAACACAACACGCGCCCCUGUGAUGCAAAGCGCGUCCGACGGCGUCGAGCUGGCCCGAAUAAUAUAAAACCAGACUUUUUUUGGUCCAGAAAAACAAUUGUUGCGUGCGAGAGCAUCUUCACAAUUUCAUCGAUCUUCUGAAGUGUUGCUGAAUCAGCUCUGAAGGAAUGGCCAACCGCAAGAAGAGAGGGCUGACGGCCGCCGACGAGUUCCCAGAUCUCAGUCAGCACAAGAACCACAUGGCCAAGUUCCUGACUCAGGACAUGUACACCGCGUUGAAGGAGAGGUCCACUCGCAGCGGCUUCACCAUCGACGGCGUCAUUCAGACCGGGGUGGACAAUCCCGGUCACCCCUACAUCAUGACCGUGGGCUGCGUGGCCGGCGACGAAGAGUCCUACGACGUCUACAAAGACCUCUUUGACAUGGUGAUUGAGGACCGACAUGGCGGCUAUAAGCCCACAGACACGCACAAGACUGACCUCGACCCGGGCAACCUGCAGGGGGGGGACGACCUGGACCCCGACUACGUUCUCAGCUCCCGUGUCCGAACAGGCCGCAGCAUCCGAGGCUUCUGCCUGCCGCCGCACUGCUCCAGAGGAGAGAGGCGUGCUUUGGAGAAGCUCUCCAUCGAAGCUCUGGGUUCUCUGACUGGAGACUUUACCGGCCAGUACUACGCCUUGAAGAACAUGUCGGAGGCGGAGCAGCAGCAGCUGAUCGAUGACCAUUUCCUGUUUGACAAGCCCGUGUCCCCUCUGCUGCUGGCCUCCAGGAUGGCCCGCGACUGGCCCGACGGCAGAGGCAUCUGGCACAACGAGGGCAAGACCUUCCUGGUGUGGGUGAACGAGGAGGACCAUCUGCGCGUCAUCUCCAUGCAGACAGGAGGCAACAUCAAGGAAGUGUUCACCCGCUUCUGCACCGGACUGGCUGAGAUCGAGGCUAGGUUCAAAGAGAAAGGCCGCGUCUUCAUGUGGAACGAGCACUUGGGCUACAUCCUGACCUGCCCCUCCAACCUGGGCACCGGCCUGCGUGCCGGCGUACACGUCAAGCUGCCAAACUUGGGCAAGCACGCCGAAUUCGAGGAGAUCCUCAAAAGGCUGCGUCUCCAGAAACGCGGAACCGGUGGCGUGGACACCGACGCCGUGGACGGGGUCUUUGACAUCUCCAACUCGGACAGACUGGGAUUCUCCGAGGUGGAGCUGGUGCAGAUGGUGGUGGAUGGUGUCAAGCUGUUGGUGGAAAUGGAGAAGAUCUUGGAGAAGGGGGAGCCCAUUGACGAUAUGAUACCCAACCAGAAGUAGAAAACCAUUUCAAUUUUUUCUGACUACUAUCAUGAAUGCAGUUUCUGCUAUUGUGUAAGGCUGGGAUGGACUUGAAAUAAAAUGCUCAAAACGUUAACACGUCUCUUGUGUGAUUACAACUCG